CCGGACAGCGGGCAUCGGGUCACCAGGCAUCAGGUCAUUUGGCUCGACCGUGGGCACCGCGUCAUCUGGCAAGGCAGUGGGCUCCGAGUCAACUGGUAUGACCGGGCACUGGGUCAGACAUUGGAUCGUCUGACUGGACAGCGGGCAUCGGGUCACCAGGCAUCAAGUCAUUUGGCUCGACAGCGAGCACCGCGUCAUCUGGCAAGGCAGUGGGCUCCGAGUCAACUGGCAUGACCGCGGGCACUGGGGCAGACAUUGAAUCGUCUGGCUGGACAGCGGGCAUCGGGUCACCAGGCAUCAGGUCAUUUGGCUCGACAGCGGGCACCGCGUCAUCUGGCAAGGCAGUGGUCUUCGAGUCAACAGGCCCGACAGUGGGCACGGGUCAUCAGGUACCGGAUUGUCUGGCUCGACAGCGGGCAUCGGGUCAUCAGGCAUCAGGUCAUUUGGCUUGCCAGCGGGCACCGCGUCAUCUGGCAAGGCAGUGGGCACCAAGUCACCAGGUACGACAGCGGGGCUCUGAGUCAAUUGGCACGACAGCGGGCACCGGAUCAGGUACCGGAUCAUCUGGAUCAACAGCGGGCAUCGAGUCAACUGGCCUAAUAGGAUCAGAGGCAUCAGGCUGAGUACAGGCAUCAGGCCGAGUAGAGGCUUCAGGCUGAGUAGAGGCAU
Molecule: messenger RNA, 669 nt
Organism: Staurois parvus
Lineage: Eukaryota; Metazoa; Chordata; Amphibia; Anura; Ranidae
Source: the annotation of a GenBank genome assembly